AAAAAGCCAAAAUUUUGCCAUACCCGACAAAGGUUUUCCAAGAAGUAAAAUUCCUCUUUUCCCAACGCCUAACGGAAAUCAAACGUUUCGAUUACGAUGACGGUGGCGGAAUUUUUCGGCUGUAGCUUCCUCGCAUUCGGUCCACCGGUGGCCAUGUUUGCGCUGACGAUAGCCCACGAUCCGAUCCGGAUCAUCAUCCUGAUAGCAGCUUCCUUUUUCUGGCUCGUCUCACUGCUACUAUCUUCGACCGUGUGGCUUGCAGUUUAUCCGAUUUCACCACAGCUAACGUUCGGUCUGAUUUGCUCAGUUUUUAUUCAGGAAGCAUUCCGGUUUCUGAUGUACAAGGUUCUGCGCAAGACGGAAAAUGGCCUGCAAGAGGUGACGGACAUUGUGCGGAUCUCUGACUACCGGCACAUCCUUUCCUACUCGACCGGGCUCGGAUUCGGUAUCAUCAGUGGAGCGUUUUCGCUCGUUAACAUUUUGGCAGAUUCCGUCGGGCCGGCGACGGUUGGACUGAAGGCGGGUUCGAACGUUUUCAUGCUCACCAGUGCCGCUCAGUCGCUGGCCAUGAUUCUGCUGCACACCUUCUGGGGCGUCAUCUUCUUCCAUGCACUUGAUGUGAAGAAUUAUUACCACGUCAGUUACGUCGUGGCCAGCCAUCUGUUCGUUUCGUGCAUUACGCUGCUCAACACUCAGCAACUGUUUGGCGUAACGCUUAGCGUUUCCUAUUUGGUACUGGCCAUCACGGGAGUGAUUGCAUUUCAGGUGGUCGGUGGCACGGCCGCCUCCUUUCGUAAAUUUGUCACCUGCAAGUAGGAAGUGCGCUCUUGUGCCGUCCGUAUUAUAAAACUAAACAUGUAACCGACACAUCUCAUCGAUGGUAAUCACCUCUUAUUUGAUAAGAAAAUUAAGGUUCCACAAGUAAAUUACUUAUCUACUUAAUUAU
Messenger RNA from Anopheles cruzii, 946 nucleotides. RefSeq names its product gamma-secretase subunit Aph-1 (gene aph-1). Bases 97 to 816 code for a protein of 239 amino acids. Gene Ontology annotation, biological process: protein processing; Notch receptor processing; positive regulation of catalytic activity. The record is from RefSeq and is a predicted model, not a curated record. NCBI's taxonomy places the organism in Eukaryota, Metazoa, Arthropoda, Insecta, Diptera, Culicidae. The transcript is spliced from 2 exons. Gene Ontology annotation, molecular function: protein-macromolecule adaptor activity. Gene Ontology annotation, cellular component: gamma-secretase complex; membrane; endoplasmic reticulum.